Molecule: messenger RNA, 432 nt
Organism: Dichomitus squalens LYAD-421 SS1
Lineage: Eukaryota; Fungi; Basidiomycota; Agaricomycetes; Polyporales; Polyporaceae
Exons: 2
Coding region: 1-432 (143 amino acids)
Source: RefSeq, a predicted model, not a curated record
AUGUUUGGUGCCGCAAACGUCGUCGAGCACUACAGCCAUGGGAUAGUGAAGACAUGGAAAGAUGAGAUAGACUCUCUUGUUGUCUACGCGGGUCUGUUUUCGUCCAUCCUCACCGCGUUCAAUGUCCAGUCGUAUCUCCUCCUUCAACCCGCCACUCCCGACCCUACCAUUGCCGUACUGCAGCAGAUCUCACUACAGCUGAACAGCUUCUCUGUCAACCCUCCUGGCGCACUCGUCAACUCCACCCAUCCUGUCACCCCCUUCGCGGCCGUCCAGACGUCCCUGGUCGAGUCAUGGGCUGUCUGGCUGAACAGCCUGUGGUUCUCUGCGCUCAUCUGCAGUCUCUCCUCCGCCUCCGUCGGCAUCUUAGUCAAGCAAUGGCUGCACGCGUACCAGGCUGGCAUCUCAGGCGACUCGGUGGAAUUCGCGUGA